Molecule: messenger RNA, 1994 nt
Organism: Hippocampus comes (tiger tail seahorse)
Lineage: Eukaryota; Metazoa; Chordata; Actinopteri; Syngnathiformes; Syngnathidae
Gene: foxn1
Product: forkhead box N1
Exons: 8
Coding region: 274-1848 (524 amino acids)
Biological process (GO): regulation of transcription by RNA polymerase II
Molecular function (GO): transcription cis-regulatory region binding; DNA-binding transcription factor activity, RNA polymerase II-specific
Source: RefSeq, a predicted model, not a curated record
UCUCAUCUCUCAUUUCAUUCCUGUCUUUGGUUGGACAAGUGCCUGACACACACAUGCACGCACAUGGAAUGACGAUGAUAUUACAUACAGUCAAAUGCAAAACUGGCCCGUCAACAGCUUGAAUGAACAUUUUGACAAUUUGCACACUGAAGAGCACGUCUGCAAGAAUUGGAUCAAGGAUGUGCUGAGGCCUAAAAGGGAUUCUGAGGGCAUAACGCCACAAGGAAGACAUUAUUGCUGAUUUUAAAUUGAGGAAUCACGUCUUGGUACAGAAUGUCAGACUCUCCAAUGUUUUCACCCAGCAAGGACGAGUCUCAAACCUCGUCCCCUCAGCGCAAACUUCACACAUCACAGGAGCACCUUGGGACCUCCUGCCAGCAGUUUGCAGAAUCACAGACAACUCAUUGCACAGAUGUCUGCUUUACCCAGCAAGCCAGACCCCCCCUCACCUCGAGGCACGCACCUGUGAGCAGCAAGCACAGCGUAGAAGGGAUGGGACGACAGGGCAUGGUCGACGCAUGUCGUUUCCAUCCGUACCAGCGCCAGCUCAGCGAGGGUACGGUGACAAAUGCAGUUUGUCUUGAGGCUGGUUCCUCUCCCUUUCGCAGCCUGCAGGAGAUUUGCAGCCCUCAGAUGUGCUGCAUCACACUUGGACCAAACAGCGAGGCGCAAACGCUAUGGGACCAAUCCACCUACAAUGGCCAGGUUGCGACAUGGCCGUAUGCUACUGAGGCGCAUUCCAACAAGCCAAAUUAUUCUGUUCAGAGUCUCUCAUCUCAAAUUCAUCAGAGGAACAACUCACAGCCGCUCUUCCCCAAACCCAUUUACUCAUACAGCAUUCUCAUCUUCAUGGCUCUGAAAAACAGUGAAACAGGGAGCCUGCCCGUCAGUGAGAUCUACAGCUUCAUGACUGAAAACUUCCCCUAUUUUAAGACAGCCCCUGAUGGGUGGAAGAACUCUGUGCGCCACAACCUUUCCCUGAACAAAUGCUUUGAGAAGUUAGAGGGCAAAAAUGGGAACUCGUCUCGCAAAGGUUGUCUGUGGGGUCUCAAUCCUGCCAAGGUGGAGAAAAUGCAGGAGGAGUUGCACAAGUGGCGCCGCAAAGAUCCCGUCAGCGUAUGCAGGAGCAUGGCGAGACCAGAGGACCUAGACCAUCUCAUCGGACAGAUGCCCGAGAAGCUCCAAUCGACGGCGCCAUACGCAAGACAUGCCAGUGUCUCUCGGCAACCACCAAGCAGAGCUAGUCGACAUCCACAGUAUUCACGUGCUCCUCCAGCCUCACAGCAGUCCUCUUUCCUCUCAUUCACCGACAUCCAUUUUAGCGACUCAAUGACCCUGCACUCCCCAUGUGAUGAGCAGCACACAGCAGACGUCCAUCCUGGGAGUGUGAACUUAAUUGCGACUGGGAGGCUGCCACCGGCCUACAGUGCCACCUACCAGGACGACUUCAAUGUCGGUCUAAGAAGCCUGCAGGACUUGCAAUUAGAGGGAGAUACUUAUGAUGUAGAUGUACUCAACCCCAGCCUGACCGAUCUUCAGUUGAAAGGUAACCUGUGGGAGGAGUUGCAAAAAGACAGCCUGGUGUCGCAUCUGCAAACAACCCCCACGACCGUGUCCAUCACCUCCGGCUUGCAGGCAUCCUGUGUCCAUCCCGGCUGUGUAGACGACAUUCUGCCCGUCAGUGAGACCUCAGCGGUAGUGCCGUUUGAUGGCUGUAAAAUAGAGUUUGAUGACACAUCAAGUGAACCGAGCUUGAAACGUGACUGUUCAAGCCGUUGGCAUCCUGAUGUUUACUCAGCAGACAAUUUGCCGGGGUAUUUGACCUGCUGCACCACAUCCUUGGUGUAAGUAGGCCAUGUAACUGUCCACACCUUGAUAACCGACAGAUCCUUGACACACGACUGUGAUUUGAAUGAGCGUUACGGUAGCAAGUGGCUUCAUCAUUGGAUUUGUGAUACAUGAAGCCCUCAAAUCCUUGUUUUUCCUGUUUUUUU